AUGGCGGCCGCGAACCAAAAGGACGCUGCGGUGCAGCCGUACGGAUACGGCGAUUUUUCGGGCUUGCACCAGCCGGCUACCCGAUCCAUGGAAGGGAUUACAAAGCUCGCAUCGAAAAUAGAUGAUUUCAAGCAGCUCAGACUCGUACCAGACGUCCGAUCGGCUAUUGUUAAGGAACUCACCACCAACAGCGUGUGCCGCGAUAUCAACAGCAACCACCUCAAGCCAACGGAGAUACAGGCGGCAGCAAUCAAGAUCAUGCAGGAAAAGCGCAGGAACCCGGAGGAGCUCAGGACGUUUGUGUUGUCGGCGGAAACUGGGUCGGGGAAGACGUGGGCGUACCUCGCGCCGAUGCUCUCUAAGUUGAAGGAGGAUGAGUUGGCUGCUGGCUGGGAUAUAAUCAAAGACAAACAGCAGAUCCGGGCGGUGGUUUUGGUCCCGACACAUGAGUUGCUCACCCAGGUUUACGGUACUCUCGCGGCGGUCAGUGAAGAUUUGGGCCUCAACGUCUUCAAGUGGGGCGGUGGCACCCCAUACAACGAGUUGUUUGACAAGCUCGAGCACCGAAUUGAUGUCAUGGUGACUACGCCGAACAAACUCAAGACGAUCACCACCUUGAGACGGCUCAACUCGCCGCUGAAGUUGUUCCAGCAGGUAAAGUACAUCGCGGUGGAUGAGGCCGAUACGUUGAUGGACAAAUCCUGGGUCGAGGAUACGUACGACUGCAUCCAGUUGUGUCCGAACACGACCGAUUUGGUGUUUGUGAGUGCGACCAUCCCGAGGGAGUUCAACAGGACCGUGGAAAAGUUGUUCCCCGUGGCGACUCCGAUCGCCACUGCGAAGAUCCACAAGAUCCCAAAGUCCAUUGACUUCAAGGUCAUCGAUGCCGCCGCCGCGCCAUACAAGGGUUCGCGAAACAAGGCGUUGGCGCAGAUUUUGUACGCCAUCCACAAGGACGGGACCGAGCAGGGGUUUGAAAAGCGGGUGCUUAUCUUUGUGAACGAAAAGAAGGACAUUGAGAAGUUGGGCGAGUUGUUGGUGGAGACGUACGGCCAUGAUGUGACGACUAUUAUGGGCGGCCGUGAUGGUGAUUCGGCAGACACCAGAGGUGAGAAGAUUGCGUUGUUCUUGAACCCACCUAGACGAUUGGAAGAUAUCGGUGAGACAGGCGAGAUUCAGUCGCAGUUGAAGGUGUUGGUGACAACGGAUGUGCUCGCGAGGGGGUUGAACUUCCACGGGAUUAAGAACGUGGUUUUGUACCAUGUGCCAAACACGUCAAUUGAUUUGGUCCAUAGGGCGGGGAGAACCGGAAGGAUGAACACGAAGGGGAGGGUGUUUAUGAUUGUGAAUAACCAGGAUAAAGGCUGGGUGAAGGGUCUUCCGGCGGUGGUGAAGAAGCAGAUUCCGCUUGCCUAG
Babjeviella inositovora NRRL Y-12698 is the source of this 1416-nucleotide messenger RNA. RefSeq names its product ATP-dependent RNA helicase. Gene Ontology annotation, molecular function: ATP binding; nucleic acid binding. Bases 1 to 1416 code for a protein of 471 amino acids. Lineage: Eukaryota; Fungi; Ascomycota; Pichiomycetes; Serinales. Gene Ontology annotation, biological process: maturation of LSU-rRNA from tricistronic rRNA transcript (SSU-rRNA, 5.8S rRNA, LSU-rRNA). The record is from RefSeq and is a predicted model, not a curated record. The transcript has 3 exons. Gene Ontology annotation, cellular component: nucleolus.